Molecule: messenger RNA, 1152 nt
Organism: Trichoderma citrinoviride
Lineage: Eukaryota; Fungi; Ascomycota; Sordariomycetes; Hypocreales; Hypocreaceae
Product: DUF1671-domain-containing protein
Exons: 6
Coding region: 370-1146 (258 amino acids)
Source: RefSeq, a predicted model, not a curated record
GGCCAACGGGCCGAUCGGCCGCCAGCGGACAGGCUCCUCGACGCGAUCCAGGCGGCCUUUUCCGGCAUCGCUGAUUCCCAGCAGGACCAGCCGCCUCGUUGUCAGCAAGGCAUGGAAGCGCCUUCUGCCGGGGCGCGGGCUACAGGCCAACAAGGCGGCGGCUGUACGGAGCAGAGCUAAGGAAUCGCUUCAGGAUGCCUCCACGCGCCAUUCGGGCAGUCACCAGGGCACACAGACGCCGUCAAGGCUCGGUGUUUGUCUCCCUCCCUAUACCAAAACCACCUUCGCCAUGCAGCAUCCCAGCGCGUAGCUAACGAGACCGUCGCGAAUCAGACAUUGGAGCUUGGCAAGUAUGCGCACGAGGAUGAGAUGCCCGCGUGGCUCGUGAGGCUGCUGGAGACGAAGGGCGAGCUCCGUGCUGGUGGCGUCGUACCAGUCCUACAGCAGCUCCUUGAAAUGAGUACGCGGACCGAGUACGCCUACCUCUGCCAUCCGGGCGUCCAACAUGUGGCAAAGCUACGAAGAGAAGGUGCUUUCUGCGGUUAUCGCAACAUACAAGUUCUCUGCUCACAUAUUAUCGGGACUCGAGCGACUGGGUGGGAGCAACUGGGAAGCGACAUACCGAGCGUCUUCCAGAUACAGGACAUGAUUGAGACUGCCUGGGAUCGCGGAUUCAACGCUCGAGGUCGCGCAGAGACCGGGGGCGUCAAGGGUACGCGAAAAUAUAUAGGAACUCCUGAGGCACAGGCUUUCUUUGCCAGCAUGGGGUUUCCGUGUUCUGUGCAAGCUUUCAAGGCAUCCAGUGAAGGCGACGAUGACGCCGCGGGCCGCCUAUUGCGUGCAGUCGAACGAUACUUCCAACAGGGUGCGGUGGAUUGCAUGGCCCGCAAAGUUCGACAUACUCUGCUCCCGCCUAUAUAUCUGCAGCGACCCAAUCAUUCGCUUACGAUUGUCGGACUGGAGAAGCAAAAGGGCGGCCAUAUCCAUCUCCUGGUGUUUGACCCCGAGUUUCAGGGCUCCAACACGGUCGUCCGACUGGCUAGCAAGGCGACUCCCCGCAGGCAGUCCAAGAUCACAAGGCUUCUAGAGCCAUAUCGCCGCAGCGCCACCCACCUAGAGCGCUUCAGGCAGUUUGAGGUUCUCUAGUAAGUC